Messenger RNA from Chondrus crispus (carragheen), 120 nucleotides. The record is from the annotation of a RefSeq genome assembly. Lineage: Eukaryota; Rhodophyta; Florideophyceae; Gigartinales; Gigartinaceae.
AUGACUUCAUCUUUAUCUAGCUUUUUAAACAGUUUAAUUUUAGGUGCACUAAUAGUUGUCGUACCCAUUACUCUAGCAUUAUUACUCGUAAGUCAAAAAGAUAAAACAUUAAGAAACUAA